AUGAUGAUCUCGGAGGAUAUCCCAAGCGAGAGCAACGCAGUGCUGAUUUACGCCCCAAGCGUUGCUUUCUUCGUUGUGACGCCUAUCUUUAUCCUUUCCCGCCUUUGGAGCCGUGUAGCCAGGCGAUCGAGUCUGGGUUGGGAUGACACAACCAUCAUUAUAUCCUUUUUCUCGGCCUUGACGGUACAAACUGUCAUGGUAGUGUCCUGCAGCUACGGAUUUGGUCGUCAUAUUGAAACCUUGACUAUAGAUGACAAGUUGAUGGCACUCAAGUUAUUCUAUGUCGCCCAGAUAUUCUACAAACUCACUGCGAAUCUCGCCAAAAUAUCGAUACUCCUGCUAUAUCUCCGCAUAUUUAUCCAAAAAUGGUUCCACAGGUGUUGCUAUACCCUCAUAGGUACCAUUGCCUGUUAUAUGUCUAUAGCCUCAGCCUUGUCAAUCUGGCAGUGCCAGCCGCUCAGCGGUGCCUGGGACAAAUCUAUCCAGUCAACUUGCAUUAGCCUCAACAAGAACUGGCACGCGAAUGCUGGGUUUUCCAUUGGCACCGAUACCUUGAUAUUGAUGUUACCAAUACAGCCUAUAUGGAUAAGCCAACUACCCGUCGCGCACAAACGUGCACUCAUGAUGGUUCUCACCAUGGGCGGCGGUGUUGUUAUAGUGACAUCCAUCGUGCGCAUGACAACCCUCGAUCUGGCAACCAAAACUCUUGAUACGACAUUCGAAAUUAGCUCCACCAUGUGGACUAUAAUCGAACAGAAUUUAGCUAUUAUCUGCACAUGUCUCCCUAUGUGCCGUAUCCCCAUCGCUAUCAUCUUCCCAUCAUGCUUCCCUAAUUCAAAGAAAUCUUCACACAGUGUUUCUCAACGCAUAGAUGGAACUCGAGUUCAGACUGGAGCUUGGAAUCCUUAUGUUGGGCCUAGAAGUGCACAAGGUCUUACACGAAGUGUCGUCCUUCCAAACGAUGAAGCAAGCGAGGAAGUCAUAUUGGGCUCUUUAGAAAGAACUGAUACGCCGUCCACGUUGGCAAGUGCUGCUGGUGUGAUAAGAAAGACUGUUGAGUAUGGUGUCACAUACGAGGUUAACCCAGAGGCCAACCCAUAG
This is a messenger RNA of Fusarium mangiferae, 1101 nucleotides long. RefSeq lists its product as uncharacterized. The coding region runs from base 1 to 1101 and encodes 366 amino acids. The record is from RefSeq and is a predicted model, not a curated record. The transcript is spliced from 5 exons. NCBI's taxonomy places the organism in Eukaryota, Fungi, Ascomycota, Sordariomycetes, Hypocreales, Nectriaceae.